Messenger RNA from Monodelphis domestica (gray short-tailed opossum), 5536 nucleotides. Lineage: Eukaryota; Metazoa; Chordata; Mammalia; Didelphimorphia; Didelphidae. The record is from RefSeq and is a predicted model, not a curated record.
CUCACGUGAUUGUGCCUCCGAAGGCGGAGACUUGCGAUAAAGAUGGCGGCUUACUUGCAAUGGCGCCGCUUCGUAUUUUUUGACAAGGAACUAGUAAAGGAUUCUGCGGGUGGCGAUGGGACCGGACCUGGACCCGCGCCUGGAUCGGGGGCAACAAAACCUCUCAGUCUCCCGCCAGGCAUCACUGUCUGCGAUUCAGGCAGGGGGAGCUUGGUCUUUGGGGACAUGGAAGGACAGAUCUGGUUCCUGCCCCGCUCCCUGCAGCUCACGGGCUUUCAGGCAUACAAACUCCGGGUAACCCACCUAUAUCAGCUGAAACAGCACAAUAUCCUGGCAUCUGUGGGAGAGGACGAAGAGGGGAUCAAUCCUUUGGUGAAAGUCUGGAAUCUGGAGAAGAGAGAUGGUGGGAAUCCCCUCUGCACUCGAAUCUUCCCUGCCAUUCCAGGGUCAGAGCCAACUGUAGUGUCCUGUUUGACAGUUCAUGAAAAUCUCAAUUUCAUGGCUAUUGGCUUUACAGAUGGUAGUGUUACCCUUAAUAAAGGUGAUAUCACAAGGGACCGGCAUAGCAAGACCCAGAUUUUGCACAAGGGUAGCUAUCCUGUCACUGGGCUGGCCUUCCGACAGGCAGGCAAGACUACCCACUUAUUUGUGGUGACAACAGAGAAUGUGCAGUCUUAUACUCUGUCUGGAAAGGACUACCCUCGGAUAGAGUUAGAUACCCAUGGCUGUGGCCUGCGCUGCUCAGCCCUAAGUGAUCCUUCCCAGGACCUGCAGUUUAUUGUUGCUGGGGAUGAGUGUGUUUACUUAUAUCAGCCUGAUGAGCGUGGCCCUUGCUUUGCCUUUGAGGGCCAUAAGCUCAUUGCCCACUGGUUCCGUGGCUACCUUGUUAUUGUUUCCCGGGACCGCAAGAUUUCACCCAAGUCAGAGUUCACGAACAGGGAUUCCCAGAGCUCUGACAAGCAAAUCCUCAACAUCUAUGAUCUUUGCAACAAGUUCAUUGCCUACAGCUCUGUCUUUGAGGAUGUGGUAGAUGUGCUGGCUGAGUGGGGCUCUUUAUACGUGCUGACUCGGGAUGGGCGAGUCCAUGUGCUUCAGGAAAAGGACACUCAGACUAAACUGGAGAUGUUGUUCAAAAAGAAUCUGUUUGAGAUGGCAAUCAACUUGGCCAAAAGCCAGCACCUUGAUAGUGAUGGACUGGCACAGAUUUUCAUGCAGUAUGGAGACCACCUCUACAGCAAAGGCAACCAUGAUGGUGCUGUCCAGCAGUAUAUCCGAACCAUUGGAAAGUUGGAGCCAUCCUAUGUGAUCCGAAAAUUCUUAGAUGCUCAGCGCAUCCACAAUCUUACUGCCUAUCUACAAACCCUGCACCGGCAGUCACUGGCUAAUGCUGACCAUACCACCCUGUUGCUUAAUUGCUACACGAAGCUCAAGGACAGUUCCAAGCUAGAGGAAUUCAUAAAGACGAAGAGUGAAAGUGAAGUACACUUUGAUGUAGAAACAGCUAUCAAGGUCCUUCGGCAGGCUGGCUACUACUCCCAUGCCCUGUACUUGGCUGAGAACCAUGCUCAUCAUGAGUGGUACCUGAAGGUCCAGCUAGAGGACAUCAAGAACUACCAGGAAGCAUUGCAGUAUAUCGGAAAGCUGCCCUUUGAGCAAGCAGAAAGCAACAUGAAGCGGUACGGCAAGAUUCUCAUGCAUCAUGUCCCAGAACAAACCACCCAGCUGCUAAAGGUCCUGUGUACUGACUAUCGGCCCUGUGCAGAGGCUGCUGCUGAUGUUGAUGGGCCUGGCUGCAGGGCCAAUUCAGAGGAAUUCAUUCCUAUUUUUGCCAACAACCCCCGGGAACUGAAGGCCUUCCUAGAGCAUAUGACUGAAGUACAGGCUGACUCUUCCCAGGGUGUCUAUGAUACUCUACUAGAGCUGAGACUGCAGAAUUGGGCACAUGAGAAGGACUCUCAGGUUAAGGAGAAGCUGCAUGGGGAGGCGCUCUCUCUCCUGAAGAGUGGCCACUUUUCCAGUGUCUUCGAUAAGGCUUUGGUUCUCUGCCAGAUGCAUGAUUUCCAAGAUGGGGUCCUAUACCUGUAUGAGCAGGGAAAGCUGUUUCAGCAAAUUAUGCAUUACCACAUGCAGCAUGAACAGUAUCGACAAGUGAUCGCUGUCUGUGAAAGGCAUGGGGAGCAGGAGCCCUGUCUGUGGGAGCAGGCUCUCAGCUACUUUGCCAGAAAGGAGGAAGACUGCAAGGAAUAUGUUGCUGCUGUCCUCAAACACAUUGAGAGCAAGAACCUCAUGCCACCCCUUUUAGUGGUGCAGACCUUGGCUCACAAUUCUACAGCUACCUUGUCUGUCAUCAAAGACUAUUUGGUACAGAAACUUCAAAAGCAGAGUCAGCAGAUUGAGAAAGAUGAGCUUCGGGUUCGAAGGUACCGGGAAGAAACUACUCGAAUACGCCAGGAGAUCCAGGAGCUGAAGACCAGCCCAAAGAUCUUCCAGAAAACCAAGUGCAGUAUAUGUACCAGUGCCCUGGAGCUACCCUCUGUCCACUUCCUGUGUGGCCAUUCAUUCCACCAACACUGUUUUGAGAGCUACUCAGAAAGUGAUGCUGACUGCCCCACCUGCCUCCCUGAGAACCGCAAAGUUAUGGACAUGAUCCGAGCCCAAGAGCAAAAGCGGGAUUUGCACGAUCAAUUUCAGCAUCAGCUCAAGUACUCUAAUGACAGCUUCUCUGUUAUUGCUGACUACUUUGGACGUGGUGUUUUCAACAAGUUGACUCUGCUGACUGAUCCACCAGUGGGCAGAGUGGGCACCAGCCUGGAGGCUGGACUGCAGCGAGAUCUGCUCAUGCACUCAAAACGGGGUACCUAAGGACAUUUGGACAGAAGAAUGACAUUGUAAAGGCAGAUCAAGCAUGGAUAGAAGAGGAUACAAAAACCAAGAGGCUUCAGGGGCUAAUUCUGCGUCAAGGCUUUUAUGAACAAAGAUGCUUCUCUGAUGGGCAGUCCCAUUGAAUUAAUGUGAAGAGCAAUUGCUCUUUCCCCCAUCUAUGACUUCAUAACAAUUAGAAGUGAAGAUUUGCUAUCUUGAUGUCUUCUUUCCCUUUCCAUAGCCUUCCCCUUCCCACUGCUGACUGCUCUUAGCAGAGAAAGAUGUCCUUAUGGUAACCACUGGGGUGGCUGGAGGCUACCCAAGUAAGCCUUCAGCAUACAUGGAUCUUAACUACUCUCUUUGCCCAGAGCAUUAGCCUCUGCUUGAGUCUGAGCAUCCAGUUUGUAAAAUAAAAAGACUUGGAAGAAAGAUGAUUUAUUUGGGGUCUUCCUGGCCCUUCCUGCAGUACCUGCCCAGUGUUCUUGUCCCACCUCUUGCAGACACAUCUUUUCCCAGAGAUACUCUUGAAAGGCUUGGUGCUGUGCUAACUCAUUCCUUUGCUUGGGGGGCUCUUGGCUUCUUAAGUGAUAGGCAAAGCUUGAGGUCCAGAGUUUUCCAGAAACUAGCACCUAAGAAAACUCUUGCCCUGUUCCUCUGCAACUAUUUCAGGAAUCAUUCCCAUCCUUAGCGAUCCUUUGGAGCUGAGGCUGUGGCCAUGGGGUAGAUGUUGUGUUGGUUGCCCACUGAAAUGGAAGGGAGAGGGAUGCAUAGAGAAUAAAUGGUUAUUAAAAAUUCUAUAAUUGGGGGCAGUAGAUUGAGAGGCCCAGAGAUGGGGGUCCUGGGUUCAAAUCUAGCCUCUGAUACUUCCUAGCUGUGUGACCCUGGGCAAGUCACUUGACCCCCAUUGCCUAGCCCUUACUGCUCUUUUGCCUUAGAACCAAUACAUAGUAUUGAUUCUAAGAUAGAGGUAGGGUUUUUAAAAAAAUUAUAUAAUCCCUCUUUGAAGGGGUCAGUUUAAAUUUGUGCUGUGAUAGGAAAAUGGAGCUGCUGUUACUGCAUCCUGUCAAUAUUAACAAAGCUGCAAAUGAGUUGCAUUUAGGUGAGUAUUGUAUGCUGGUUUUGGGGGUGGGGUGCAUCAUAGUAUAGAAGAGGGAAUACCAACCUAGAAGUCAGAAGACGGGAAGUUCUGGCUGGCUGUACCACUUCACUGGCCCUGUUUUCCAUUGUCAAAGUAGAUAGCACUGGGGCUAGAGUCAAGAAGAUCUGAAUUAAAAUCUUUCCUUAGACAUUAUAACUGGGCAAGUCACAACCUCUGCUUCAGUUUCAUCAAUUGUAAAAUGGGUAUAAUCACGUACUUUCCAGGGGGAUUGUGAAUAUCAGUGAGAUAUUUGUAAAGCACUUAGCACAAUGCCUGGCAUGUGGUAGGCACUUAAUAAAUCCUUGUUUCUUUUCAUCUUCCUUCUCUCUUUCCUUCCCUCACACUCAUCUUGGACAAGUUAUCCAACCCUUUUAAAGCAGCAUAACAAUAGAAAGACCCUUGGCCUUGUCAAAUUUCUUUUUAGACUUGAAGAGAAUAAUUUUAUCUUCCUUUUUAAAAAGGGGGAUAAUUAUCCUUCAAUUAAAAAAAAUUAAAUGGAAAAGUGCUUAUGUAAAUGUUAAGAGUUGGAAAGUAAGGUGGCAGCUAAGUGGCUCAGUGGAUUGAAAGCCAGGCCUGGAGAGAAGAGGUCCUAGGUUCAAAUUUGACCUCAAGACUUACUAGCUGUGACUCUGGGCAAGUCACAACCCCCAUUGAGCAGCCCUUACUGCUCUUCUGCCUUGGAACCAAUACUCAGUAUUGAUUCUAAAAUGGAAAGUAAGACUAUAAAAAAAAUGGCUUAAAAGCCAUCCAAUCUUACCUGACCAUCUUAAAUUUAAUAUAUCCAAAACAACUCAUCUUUCUUCCCAAACCCUUUUCUCUUUCAAGUCACAUAAUUUCUGAUAAAGUGGGCACCAAGAGCCUUCCAUUUUCCCUGUUUGAAAACCAAUAUUAUUCUUGGCUCAUCCCACAUAGCCAGUUGGUUACCAGAUUUCAGUUUUUACCUUCACAAUAUCACUUGCAUCUUAUCCUUCUCUUCACUCAGCUACUACCCAGUUCAGGUUAUUGCCUUGUAUCUACUUUAUUGUAACAGCCUCCUAGUAAGGGUAGAUUUGAUCUUGUGACUCCCCUAUUCAACAUCAGAGAGGCCUCUAGGAUUUAAAAAAAAACAACAAAAAAAAACUUUUGAUUUUUAAAGUCCUUAACCUGGCUCCAACCUAUCUAGUCUCACUGGGACAUUACCUCUUUCAACUCUGAUUCAUCCAAACUGGCCUUCCCUCUUCCUCACACAUUCAGUACAAAAUUUCCUGCCUCUGCCUUUUCUCUGUCUUCCAGUGCAACUUCUACAAUGUUCUCCCUCAUGUCAGCCUUGGAUCUUUUCCCUGUAGAUGCAGCUCAAACACACUUGUGCAUAAGCUCAUUAUUCCCUCCUCAAUUAACUUUUGAGUGCCCACUCUACUUCUGUUUUUAAUCUUGUGUUGUGUGGUAUAUUUAUACAUGUUCCCUGAAUUAGACUAUUUCAUCUUUUGUACUUGUGUUCCCAGUGACUAAAACAUAAUAAGCACUUAAUAAAAGGUUGAAUACUAUUUUGCUACAAAA